Penicillium odoratum is the source of this 429-nucleotide messenger RNA. RefSeq names its product GFA family protein. The record is from RefSeq and is a predicted model, not a curated record. Gene Ontology annotation, molecular function: carbon-sulfur lyase activity. The transcript has 3 exons. NCBI's taxonomy places the organism in Eukaryota, Fungi, Ascomycota, Eurotiomycetes, Eurotiales, Aspergillaceae. Bases 1 to 429 code for a protein of 142 amino acids.
AUGCAUGUCGGAGGCUGUUUCUGCGGAAAUGUUCGAGUCGAAUUGAAUGGCGACCCUAUCAACUGGGGAUUAUGUCAUUGUCUCGACUGUCGGAAGCUUACGGGAGGAGCCUAUAGCUACAGUUUGAUCGUCAAAACCACAAAACUAGCCAUUUCUGGAAAUCCGAAAGAAGUGCCGAAAACAGCGGAUAGUGGGAAUUUUGUUAAUAACUAUUUCUGUCCUGACUGUGGUACCCCGCUUUUUGGCCACAGGAUCAACGCCGACGGAUCUCGUGCCGAGAUCACAGUUGUCCGGGCAGGAAUAUUUGACGACAUCCGACUUUUAGACCAAUCGAAGCCCGGGGUGGAAUUAUAUUCUGAGAGUCGAUUGAAAUGGUUGUGUGCCGUUGAGGGGGCUAUUCAAGUUAGCGGCAUGAUGCCCUUGCAAUAA